AUGAAGCUCGCCACCAUUAGCUUCGGCCUCCUCGGUCUCUUCGCCACCUCUGCCUCUGCCGCUUAUUGCACUGACAACGAAUACUACUGCGGCUGGAACCUCCUGGACAAAGGAAACUACAUGCCCGAGAUCGUAGCGGCCCUGCUGGGCGCCGGGAUCACGUCGCCCACGGAAUUCCAGAUCCAACACACCCUGUUCUACUGCCGUGAUGACGCGGACAGGGGAGUUGGCUAUGCGAUGCCCUGCCAGAAGCAAUGCUAUGAGACUAGCGAGAGCGACUUCUGUGAUGAGGUUGGCCCUGUGAUGAGGAUGGGUGUCUGCUGCGCUUUGGAGGUUGGCGAUGAGGCCUUGGUCUAG
This is a messenger RNA of Aspergillus steynii IBT 23096, 357 nucleotides long. RefSeq lists its product as uncharacterized. The transcript is spliced from 3 exons. Bases 1 to 357 code for a protein of 118 amino acids. The record is from RefSeq and is a predicted model, not a curated record. NCBI's taxonomy places the organism in Eukaryota, Fungi, Ascomycota, Eurotiomycetes, Eurotiales, Aspergillaceae.